AUGACGCGAUCGUCGAGCUCAAGGAGUGGUGGUUCGCCCGAGAUGAUCGAGUAUGUCGGCGUCCCUAAGAAUGAGGUCGCCAAGUGGGUUGGUAUCACCUCGGCCGUGACAGCGACCUGUCAGGCCGUGAUGGCCGUGUCCUGGGGUACCGCGUCGGACUAUGCCGGUCGGAAGUAUAUCAUCCUGCUGGGGUUGACCUGCACGAUGAUCUUUUCGGUGAUGUUCGGAAUGUCGCAGACGUUGGCAAUGCUGGUAGUGUCGCGCGCGUUCCUGGGCCUGAUGAACGGAAACGUGGGGAUCAUCCGUACCAUGGUAGCCGAGAUGGUGCCCGAGAAGGAGCUCCAGCCGCGAGCCUUCAGUAUCAUGCCGCUGGUGUGGACCAUUGGCAGUAUCUUUGGUCCGGCCUUUGGGGGUGCGCUGGCCCGGCCUGUAGAGAAGCACCCCGAGCUCUUUGGGGACUCGGACUUCUUGAAGAAGUAUCCUUUUGUAUUGCCCAAUUUGGCGGCUGCGGCACUGUUCAUCGUGGGCAUUGUCAUUGGCUUUCUAUUCCUCCAUGAAACAUUGGCUUCUAGAAAGGACCGUCGCGACUGCGGGCUCGUGCUAGGAGAGAUGUUGACGCGCUCGUGCAUCUCCCGGCCCGAGAAGCGCCGUUACCAUGUUGAAGAUGACGAGUCGACCGCAUUGCUGGGCGACAGGAGAUCGCGACAGACGGGACAGAAAAGUCCUGGCAAGCGACCCAGCUGGAAGCAAAUCUUUGCGCCGCAGUCACGGCUGGUCCUGCUGGCAUAUGCCUUGAUGUCGAUGCACACGAUGGCGUUCGACUCCGUCCUCCCCGUGUUCUUACAUAGUCCGGUCCAGCGUCUGCACGACAACCCCGACGUGCGGUUGCCUUUCAAAUUCCUAGGCGGGUUCGGCGUGGACUCCCAAACGAUCGGAAUCUACUAUACCCUCAUCGGCAUCAUCGGCAUGCUGGUGCAAUUCAUUGUGUUCCCCACCGCGGCCAAGCGAUACGGCGUCCUCAACUGCCUGAAAGUGGUAGCCCUCAUCUUCCCCGUCCUGUACUUUUUAACCCCCUUCACGGCCCUCGUGCCUGAAUCACUCCGUCACGUCACCGUCUUCCUCCUCAUGCUCGGCAAGCUCUCGGCCUCGAUCUUCGGCUUCCCCUGCACCACCAUCCUGCUCACCAACUCGGCCUCUAGCCUCAGCGUCCUGGGCACUCUGAACGGCGUCGGCACCAGCGUCAGCGCUAUCGGUCGCGCCGUGGGACCCGCCGUCGUCGGCGCAGCGUUCUCCUUCGGCGUGAAGCGCGGAACGAUUAUCAUUCCCUGGUGGAUUCUGGGCGUGUUUGGAACUCUCAGCGCGGUUCCGGUGUUCUGGGUCGUCGAGUCGGAGGGAUUCCAGAAUUCGGCGGACGACGACGAAUCGGAGCCGGAUGCGCCGCUCGGUGGAGGUGGAUAUGGCGCGACGGAGACUGAGACAGAGCCUCAGACUGAGACUGGUCGACGACAGUGA
This is a messenger RNA of Aspergillus melleus, 1512 nucleotides long. RefSeq names its product MFS transporter. Gene Ontology annotation, molecular function: transmembrane transporter activity. The transcript has 4 exons. Gene Ontology annotation, biological process: transmembrane transport. Lineage: Eukaryota; Fungi; Ascomycota; Eurotiomycetes; Eurotiales; Aspergillaceae. The record is from RefSeq and is a predicted model, not a curated record. The coding region runs from base 1 to 1512 and encodes 503 amino acids.